UUCCAGCGGCAAUCAGUUGGACGUCUGGAAGGAUGUGAGUGGGGUAAUGUCAGUUGUUUAGUUCACGGCAGUUUCGUGGCUGUUACAUUUUGAAACUGCUUGAGGACGUCAGACGGUCUGAGCGUUUGAACAGUAUAGGACAAGCUUCUAGUGGCGGGGGCUUUGUGCGUGUGAACAAACUUCUGGUAGUCAGAAAUCCCAACCAGCUGCUCCAGAUAUCGACCGUACUUUUUACAACCCCAAAUUCUACACACAAGAAGAGAAGAGACGAGCAGGGGUGCCGUGCUUUGUUUACAGGCUGCAGAAGAUACGGGUAACCCUCGAAUUCUGCUUACAAGUCAUCGGGUGUGGUCAGCUCUAGACUGUCGAGACAUAAUUAGGUAUCGCUUGAACUGCAACCGUCGUCUGAUUCAAGGGUGAUGAUGGACUAAAUUCACAGCAUUGUGGAAAUCAAUGGAGUGUAUUGAAGGUACCGAACAAGAAUUGUCAACAAAGCCAAUUGCCAAGCGUGACAGUCAGCAGCUACAGGACCAGCUUCAGAACAUCUGCCUAGGAAUGAAGCAGGGUAUUGGAAAAGUGGGGAGGACCAGUGGAGGAGAUAGUGAUGACGACAAAGAUACAGAGAAUGUGGGUGGACAGCGAGAUGACAAAAAUAUAGGAUUAAACAAAGUGUGUUUUGAAGAACUUUGUGACCUUGAUGUGACUAUCACUAAUGAGAACAUUUCUGAUUAUGUAAUGAAUCAAUUGAAGGAGAAGCCUUUCAAUGUGUCUGGCAUUGACAGAGAUCAGAAACAUGUGUUAAAAGAUUUGAAUGGUACAGAACACAGCUUUAAAAGUGGAGCCAAGGAUAGUGAACCUAAAACUGAAAGUGUUAACAGCACAAAUUACUCACAUAAACUUGAUAGCAUAGACCUUACUGACUUAGUUACAAUGGAAGAAUUAGUUGUUAGUGACAAAGAAAUGGACAUGUAUCUCUUUGAUAAUGAUGAUACUGAGACACUACACAAUGAGGGAAACGAAGCAGAAGAGAAUACUGUCGAUAUAUUAAACAGCACAGUAAUUGUAAAUGUAGAUUUCAGGGCCAUUGAAAGAAACAGCAAGAUACCUGGUGAUGGCAGUGACAGUGGAGUUGAGGUCAGUGGAUGCACCUUGCAUGGAGGACGAGAGUCUUCACCAGCAUUGUUGAGGGCUUUCAGUAGCAACAGUGGUGGAUACACCAGUAGCUGUGGAGGUCUUGAAGACUCUCUCACAGCCAGCACAGCUACCCCAGCUGCUUCCUGUGACUCUAGCCUCAUCAGCUGCUACUCAGCAUAUGAAGAGACAGAGGAUAUUGUUACCAACACAACAACAGUUAUGCCUGCUGAUGGUGAUGGGACAAGUGAAGGUGGUAGUGAAAGCUCUUCAUUGGGAAGCAAGGAUAUUAGAAGGGGUAACCCUAAGAAUAGUUCCACCAGAAGAAUAACACCUGGUGCUAAUAAAAGAACACCCACAUCAGAUGUUGCAAAAAGCAAUGGCAGUUCUGUAAUUAGUAAAACAAAAAGUGUAUCUCAGGUAUCUACACCUGUGAAUUUUUCACGACCCAAGUCCACAGCAUCACACCGCCAGACUCCUGUUACAAGUAAAGCUCCUUCAUCUAAGGUGGGGACAAGUGCUGUGAACAAACCUUCUGCCACAAAUAUCAGUUCCCACAAACGGGAAAAGGUACCAACUACAAUGACUGCUUCAUGUGGUGCAAUAAAAUCUAGUUCCCACAGAUCUACAACAUCUGAAUGCAGUGCAAAAUCAUCUUUCAUGUCAAAAUCUCUGUGUGGCAGCGUAGUAGGUGGUAUAAAAAUACGAUCUAAGGACAGUUCUUUGUCCAUUGGAUCAGAAGGUAUGAGAGAUACUGCAUCAGUGUCUACUCCUGGUACAGCAAAAGGAAAAGGUGCAAGAAACACUUGCAAUAUUAGAAACAAAGUUGUUGGAGGUACUGAUGAUGGUCGCUGGCCCUCCUCAGCCAGCAAGUCCCAUUCACUUACCCCUAGGUCACAUGGUAAUACUGUUGAUGGGCAGCCACGAAAGUUAAAUGUUUCAGGUUUAUCUUCUGUAGUAAGUAAUUUAUUUAUGGAAAGUAAAGCCACUGCACUGGAAAAAUAUGCCACUCUCCCACGUCGACGUAGGUGUAAGUCACCUGAGGUUCAAACCACCUUUGAAACAGCUGUGAGGAGUCAUUCUGUAAGCCGUGACCCAAGUCUGAAUAGGGCAGCAAGUCUUCGUAAGCAGCAUCACCAGAGGGAAGGUAUCAACCUCAAUAAGAGCCUUCCUCCAUAUCCACGCCGAAGGUAUCAUGGUAGAACAGUCAUUUACCAUGAAACCGGCAGUCAGACAGCACUCACAGCCAGUGAUGUGGAAAAUGCUCUGGCAGGUGUUUCUGUAAAAGAACCAAGAUCUCUUGAUGCAAUCAAGACCCAGGAUCAGGAAGUACAGGUGGACCAAAGAAUGGAGGAGGUGGAGCGCUUGGAGUUCCAGCUGAGACUUCUGACCGAAGACCACAACCGAUUAAAAGCUGACUCAGUUCGGAAGACAGAAGAAUUGAGCACUAAGGAGCAGCAGCUGGAGGAAGAGAAAGCAGAAAAGUUGACUGCAAGGGGGAAACUGGAUCUACACUCUCAGCGAGUCCUUGCCAUGCUGAGAAAUGCCAAGGGAGAUCACUUGGAUGAUAGUGACGAUGUGGACUGUAUGCAGGCUUUGGAUGCGUACCUCCAAUCAUCCAGCAGUGUGGUCUUCAAACAGCAGCAGGAGAUCAAUGAUCUCCAGACACUUUGUCGAACUCUGAAGCGGGACUUGGAGAAGAGUUUGGCAGCCCAGAAGACACUUCUUCAGCAACAGCAAGAAAUCGAGGUUGAGUCUAUUGAGUUGCAGGAGUUCCUGCAGGCUGAGAAAUCAACUCUAGCAGAUGCACUCAGAGAUGCUGAGACAGAGAUAAAAGUACAAAGGCAACAGAUGACACAAAAGGAAUGUGAACUUGAACGACAACAGGAGGAAUGCAAGCAUUUAGUGAGAAUCAGUGAGCAGCGAAGGCAAGAAAAUCUAGUCCUACAAGCCCAGCUGUGCAGCUUGGAGCAGCGAAGCCGUGAACUCUUGUUGCAGCAAGGAGCAGCUGUGUCAGGUGCAGCUGUAGCACUGUCUGGUCUCAGCUCCAGACUGGAUGGACUUGUUGAGCAACUAGUGGUGUCGUAUAACAUCUCGGAGAAAGACUUGGAGGAUGUAAUAUUUCAUAAUGAAGCCUACAGCAAGAGUAACAGCAGUGUUGAAGCAAGUCCAGAGAGGAUGUCUGUUAAUCGACCAUCAGAACAACCAACCUUUGGUGCACAGCGUACACCAUCCCCCAAACGAGGGGCUUCAUUUGUAUCAGCUGUAAUCAGUGCCAUACGCAAUGCAGCAGUCGGAGGUGCAGGAAAAAGAGCAGGUCUGCAGAAUGAAGAAACUGCUCAAGAAGUUCCUCAAGAUGCAUAUGAAGAAAUGUCGAAAGUGGAAGAACAUGAGAAAGAUCUUAAUAAAACAGAGGAACAGGACAGUGAAGAGACAGAAUUAAAUCAUCGCUGCAGCAAUGGGAGUAUCUCAAGUACUCGUCUUGCUAACAGUGAAUCUUUACAAAACUUAUCACAAGCUAUUCUGAAUCGACAACAUUUUGAGAUGGCGCAAGCUGAUGGCAGCUGCUGCAGAGUUGACCUCACAGCAAUUGACUAUGGAGUGUCGGGUAUGGAGGUCUUACCACCUUUAGAGGACUGCUUCCCAGCUAUAACUCUUGUGGACCAAAUUAUUGAUGUGGACAAUCUGGUUACUAAAUUGCUCAAAGUUCUGCGGAUCAUCCAGCUGGAGAAUGACACCUGUGUGGAUGAAUUGCAUGAUGAAAGAGUACAGCUAGCAGAGCAAGUGAGACGAGAGCAAGAAAGCAGACGAGAAGUUCAGGAAGAAUUAAAGAACUGGGAACGAAUUGGGGCAAGAUUACGUGGAGAAGUGCAAGAUGUACACCUUCAGUUGCAGCGGCGAGUUCAGGAACUGGAAAAUACAAAAGAUGAAUUACAGCAGCAUCGAGAUCAAAUUGAGCAACUGACUAGAGAACUGCAGAACCUAAGCACUGUAUGCAAGCAGACAGAACAGCAGUUGUGUUCUCAAGAACAAGAAGCAGAGAAUGUUCUACAGCAGUGGCAAGAAAGUGGACAACUACCAUCACCAGAAUUACUGGCUAGAGUCGUUACUACUCGUGAUAAGAUUCCAUUUCUGAAAGAAAAGUUGGCAGAAAAAGAACAGCAGUUACAUGAAAUAGGACAGAAAUAUUCAUUGAAUAGACAAAUACUAACAAAAAACUGGCAUCAGGCAGCUACAGAAGUGAGGCGACAAUAUGAAGCAAUUGACAAUGCCCUGGAGACUCUGCAUAGCAUUCAGGGAGUGGUAAUGCAGUGCCCAUCGCUUAUGAAGCUUCAACAAGCCCUAGAAGAAACCAACUUUCAGUGUGCCUCAUCAUUGCCUCUUAUUGCAGCAGAUCUCAAUGCCAAUGCUCCUCCCCUAGUAACACUCAAUGGAACUCACAGUGGAGGGAAUAGUGCUCUAGAAAAAAAACACAAAUCAGGGAAUACCAUUAAUGGCACAGCAUAAUGAUAUGAAACAUUGUUGAGAACUUUUCCAUUGAAAAUGUUAAAAAUAAAUAUUUUAGAUGCUGAUGUAAGUAAUCAUGUUUUAUAAUUUGUGGUUGUUAGUUAACCACAAAAUAUAAACAAGUCUGGUAAUUAACACCACCAUAAUAUAUGAUGGCUGAUACAGUAUUUUUAAUUAAUGUAACUUCACACUGAUGGAUUGAUGACUAUGAAUACCUGUAAACCAAGGUCUUCUUUCAUUGAGAGAGAACAUCUAUUAUAAUAUUUUUCUAUGUCAUAUUAUUAUAAAGUAUGUUAUUGAGAUGUGUGGUAGCACAACUGCAUCUAGCUUGUGAUGUAAAAAUAUUAAGCAAGAAGGUACUGAUAGCAAUGACUAGAAAUUAAAAUUAUAAUUUUAAAAUUAUGAACAUUCUUGUUUUAACAACAAAGAAUGUAAUAAGAGGAAUCCUACAGACACAGUAAAUGCAGGUUAUGCAGUGUAGUCCUACAUCAGAAAUAAAUUCAUUUUAAUACAAUAGUGAAGAAAAUAAGUUAAACUGAUGAAGACUAAGGUUAGAUUGUAGUAUGUAUGUAGCUGUACUAGAAAAUGAACUCACAUUUUUGUGCCUCAUUCUAAACUGCCUAAAUCAAAAGCUGGGUCACUAAAAUAUUGGAAUAACAAACAUCAACAAAAUACAAAAUACUCAAUUCCCCGUCCAGGUUCUUACAUGAACAUGCGGUAAUGCAAUUCACUAUUACAAAAGACUCUGAGUUCCAUGUAUGAUAGUAUAGGCUACAUUCAAUUAAAUAAGAUCAAAGUUAUGGAAAAAUGUAAUGUAUUUACCCAUUAAAGUCAUUUAUCAUGUAA
Molecule: messenger RNA, 5484 nt
Organism: Zootermopsis nevadensis
Lineage: Eukaryota; Metazoa; Arthropoda; Insecta; Blattodea; Termopsidae
Gene: corn
Product: microtubule-binding protein cornetto
Source: RefSeq, a predicted model, not a curated record